AACACCUGUUUUGGCGCGGGUCGUUUUCCAGGGUGCUGAACUUUGUCGAUGAGCCACCACAAUGAGGAGACAGGAGAACCAGCAGCCCAGGCAAACAGCAGGCUGCAUGUCUGUGCCGCUGUUCAACCAGAAGAAGAGAAGCAGAGUUCCUCUGACCUCUGCUCCCUCUGAGAAUGAAUUCUUCUCCCACAGUGAAUACAAUGCAAGCAGCAGCUCAGCUGCACCUCACAGUUCUUCAGGUACAUUUGGAUGUUACCAGGCCUCAGGUCCGGCCUCUAGUGCUGCACAAAGCACCCAGUGGAAAAGGCAGGACGUCCCACAAUCUGCUCCACCCCCGCAGUACGUCAGCAACAGACCUGCUCCGGGCCCUUCUCCUACAAUCAGAGCCUUUAAACCCAUAGCUCAUCCAUACAAAGUUGGAGGCACAAGCUCUCAGGUGGGACAGCCCAGCAACCCAGGGCGACCGCAGGAGUUCAGCCCUGGUGUUAACUCCACACAGAGCAAAUUUAAAGAUCCCCACUUCAGCGAGAGUGCACCAAUGAAGCCAACACCCCAUUCUGGGUUCUCUCCGAUGGCUCAGCAGUCAUCCUACAGACAGCUCACUCUUAACAAUCAGUAUCCCAUGCAGCCCAGACCUCUGGCUGCUCCUGUGCCCCCCCCCAGCAGGCCCUCUGCUCCCCUUGCAGUGCAGCCACAAAACAAAUCCUGGAACUUUACCAACAGCUUCGGCCCGCAGAGACUUCCCUUUGAGGGAAACAGCAGCACAAUUAAAUCUCAGGCUGCACGACAAACUCACAACCAGCAGGAGAAAUUUGCACAGAAGCCGGCCUUCGAGACCUCACUGAGGAUCCUGACUUCAGUCAUUAAUGGCAUGAGACACUGGAGCCAGUUUAAAGACAAAGUCCCGUACUUAUUUGAGAUAUUUGCUACUCUCGACUCUGCGGUCACACUGGGUCGCCACGGAUCCAAGAACUUCCUCAUGAGAGACGGGAAGGCGGUGGUGCAGUGUGUCUUCUACGAAACU
Molecule: messenger RNA, 1024 nt
Organism: Notothenia coriiceps (black rockcod)
Lineage: Eukaryota; Metazoa; Chordata; Actinopteri; Perciformes; Nototheniidae
Gene: spata22
Product: spermatogenesis associated 22
Exons: 7
Biological process (GO): gamete generation; regulation of meiotic cell cycle; homologous chromosome pairing at meiosis
Source: RefSeq, a predicted model, not a curated record